ACUGCAUUCCAGAACUACUAUCUUCUCUUAGCUCAGUGCUCUCUCUCUCUCUCUCUCUCUCUCUCUCUCUCUAUUGCCACCAAACCUCUCAAAAUUUUCUCCAAUGGAAGCCAAAGACUACACUCAAGAUGGCACUGUUGAUCUUCAUGGCCACCCCGUCCUGGCUUCGAAAACUGGCAAAUGGAAAGCUUGUGCUUUCCUUGUUGGCUAUGAAGCAUUUGAGAGGAUGGCCUUCUAUGGAAUAGCUUCGAAUUUAGUGGUUUACUUGACGACCCGACUUCAUGAAGACACAGUCUCAUCUGUGAGAAAUGUGAAUAACUGGUCAGGAUGGGUGUGGCUGACGCCAAUCCUAGGCGCCUAUAUAUCAGAUUCUUACCUUGGUCGCUUUUGGACCUUCACAUUGUCAUCUCUCAUUUAUGUCAUGGGAAUGAUACUUCUGACAAUGGCAGUAUCAAUCAAAUUCUGGAAGCCAGCAUGUGCAAAUGGAGUUUGCGAUAAGGCCUCUCCUUCACAAACUGCAUUCUUCUACUCCGCUCUCUACAUCAUAGCAGUUGGGGCUGGUGGAACCAAGCCGAACAUCUCCACCUUUGGCGCAGACCAGUUUGAUGAUUACAACCCCCAUGAGAAAACUCUCAAAGCCUCCUUCUUCAACUGGUGGAUGUUCAGCUCGUUCAUCGGUGCACUCAUGGCCACCCUUGCCCUUGUCUACAUUCAAGAGAAUUUGGGGUGGGGAUUAGGGUACGGUAUCCCAACAGUUGGCCUUAUAUUAUCUCUCCUCAUAUUCUACUUUGGGACGCCAACUUACAGGCACAAAGUUAGGAAGACUAGGAGCCCUGCUGGGGACCUACUUAAAGUCGCUACUGCUGCAUUUGCCAACAGAAAACUCAGUGUCCCUAGCCACUCGUCUGAGCUUCAUGAGUUCGAGUGGCAACACUAUAUUGAUACCGGAAAACGCCAAGUCCACCACACUCCAAUUUUCAAAUUCCUAGACAAGGCUGCAAUCAAGGAAGGCAGCCCUAGUAGUGCCUCCAAAACUCCAUGCACAGUGACUCAAGUGGAAGGAGCCAAGCUUGUUCUGGGCAUGCUCCUGAUAUGGCUAGUGACCCUAAUCCCCAGCACCAUUUGGGCACAAAUCAACACCCUCUUUGUCAAGCAGGGCACCACCUUGGACAGCCGCCUCGGUACCACCUUCAAAAUCCCCGCCGCCUCCCUCAGCAGCUUCGUCACUCUCUCCAUGCUCCUCUCUGUACCCAUGUACGACCGCUACUUUGUGCCGUUCAUGCGUAAAAAGACCGGAAACCCCAGAGGCAUCACACUCCUACAAAGGCUAGGAAUUGGAUUUGUCAUCCAAAUCAUAGCCAUUGCAGUUGCCUAUGCUGUGGAAAUAAAGCGCAUGAAUGUGUUAAGAGUGAACGAAACCGGGCCUAAAGACAUCGUCCCCAUGAGCAUAUUUUGGCUACUGCCACAAUAUGUUUUACUUGGGAUAGCUGAUGUAUUUAAUUGUAUUGGAUUGCUGGAGUUUUUCUACGACCAGUCCCCAGAAGAUAUGCAAAGCCUCGGGACGACGUUUUUCACUAGCGGGAUUGGUGUUGGGAAUUUUUUGAACAGUUUUUUGGUGACAGUGGUGAAUGAAACUACGGGGAGGGGAGGGAGUAAAAGUUGGAUUGGAAGGAACUUGAAUGACUCUCACUUGGAUUACUACUAUGGGUUUCUGCUGGUCCUGUCUGCACUCAAUUUAGGGGCAUUUUUGUGGGCAUCAAGUGUGUAUGUGUACAAGAGAGAAUCUACACAAGUGAAGGAGGGGUAUGUUCAAAUGGAAGGCAAAACCAUAGACAUAUCUCCCUUGGGAUUACAAGUAUGAGAAAGUUGGGACAUACCCGGAAAAGUAGCUUGAAAAUUUCCAGAAAAUAAGCGUAUGGUGUAGAAUCUAUUGGCAGAUUGAGGAGUCGCCUAAAUGAAUCUAGUGAAUCUAGUCCACACGCUAUGUUUCUAGGAAUUUCAGAAUACUUCUUCCAGGUAUAAAGUUCAUGAUGAAAAGAUUUAUGCAUUAAUGCAUGAGAUAGGCGGUAUGAUGUUCAGUGUAACAAUUCGAUCUUUCUAAUAUGAUCGAAGAAAACGAUAUUUAUAAUUGUAAUAAUUUGGAAAGUUCCAAUUGUGUGUAGUGUGUGUAGUAUGUAAUCACAACUCUGUGAUGGGUGCUAUUCCCAUUUACGACAUCUAUGUCGAUAGAGUUGGAUGUAAUUCAUCGCAGAGAUAUUAGUAUUGUGUUUUAGUUUC
This is a messenger RNA of Rhododendron vialii, 2277 nucleotides long. Its product is annotated as protein NRT1/ PTR FAMILY 5.1. The transcript has 4 exons. The record is from RefSeq and is a predicted model, not a curated record. Gene Ontology annotation, molecular function: dipeptide transmembrane transporter activity; tripeptide transmembrane transporter activity. Gene Ontology annotation, biological process: dipeptide transport; transmembrane transport. Gene Ontology annotation, cellular component: membrane. Lineage: Eukaryota; Viridiplantae; Streptophyta; Magnoliopsida; Ericales; Ericaceae. The coding region runs from base 104 to 1861 and encodes 585 amino acids.